GCAGUAAAAGAGAAAACAACAUCUGUAUCUCUUAGAUCUCGGAAAACACAAAUCCCUAAAUAUCAUCAUAUCAAAUGUGAAGAAAUCAACGGACAACAUAUUGCGAGUGUAUACAACAACUGGAAAAGUAGAGAACCGGGUCAUUAUUCGGAUCCCUCUCACCUCUAUAGGAUACUUCUUGGACAUAGUUGACAAGUAUGCGUAACGACGCGUGCCUCUAGUGGCACCGAGGAAGGAGGGUCGUCAGGCGCACGCAGAUGCACGGCUUUCUGCACUGCCUUCCCAUCCAGCACAAACUAGAAGGUUGUUUUUAAACGAACACUGUGUAACAAAGAGCCUUUUUGAACAGAUUUGGACGUUCUUCAAUAACCAGCCUCGUGCCAUCACCGCGCGCAACUGGAGAGGAGCGUUGCGGAGCGGCUUUUCCACCUUCACAAAGUACCUCUGUGGUAUAUGAACAGUUUUCAUGACUGGAAUGCGGGACUGGAGUGAUUAAACUGCAAUAAGCAUUUUUUGAAUGACUGAAGUGAGGGCAGAAUCGUUCGAGGCGACCAAAAGUUCCGCAGGCGCAGUUCUUCUCCUCCUCCACAGCGGUGCGGGAGUCCGGCUCGGCUGUUGCCGUGUUACUUGCCAGUAGACAGAUAGCAUCGGCGGUAGGAGGGGAUACAGAUACUCCUGCAGGCUAAUUGUAGCAGCCUGCGUUCGCAGGUGUAUCACUGAUCCGCCUGUGAGGGACUGGGGGCUUCAUCCUGAUCGAGCUGCUCUCAGACUUGUGAGUAACAGAAGAAAAAACAACCCUGAGAGAAUGUUGCACCAAGUACAAUGAUCGCAAAUUUGUCGCAGACACCAAAAUCCAUAUAUGCUCCGUCGAAUUCAGUUUUGAUGAGCAGUUCUGAGUCGUCUUUGGAAUUUUAAAAAGUGGAUCCCACGACUUUACAACCAUGCGAAAUACUUGGCUGUCUCCCCGGAGUGCGAUUUGGGAAUACUGGACAUUGCUGAUUGCAUGUCUCUUUUGGAUUCACUACUCUAACGGGAUGCCUCAUGUUAUUCGAAUAGGUGGGAUUUUUGAACAAACAGAUGGACCCGUUUCACUUGUUAGCGCGGAGGAGCUUGCCUUUAAAUUUGCUGUCAAUAGCAUUAACAGAAACAGGACUUUGUUGCCAAACACAACAUUAACAUAUGACAUACAGAGGAUUAAUAUCUACGACAGCUUUGAGGCGUCAAGAAAAGCUUGUGACCAGCUGUCUUUAGGUGUAGUUGCAAUAUUUGGGCCCUCGCACAGUUCAUCGUCAAACGCUGUGCAGUCCAUCUGCAAUGCAUUGGAAGUGCCGCACGUCCAGGUGCGAUGGAAACAUCACCCCAUGGACAACAGGGACAGCUUUUAUGCCAAUUUAUACCCGGAUUAUUCUUCACUAAGCUACGCCAUCCUGGACCUGGUGCAGUUUCUCAAAUGGAAAACCGCCACUGUGGUAUAUGAUGACAGCACAGGUCUUAUAAGACUACAGGAGCUGAUAAUGGCCCCGUCCAGGUACAACAUUAGGCUAAAGAUCCGCCAGCUUCCUCUCGACUCGCAGGACACGAGACCCCUCCUCAAAGAAAUGAAGAGAAGCCGGGAGUUUCGCAUCAUCUUUGACUGCAGUCACCACAUGGCUGCGCAGGUCCUCAAGCAGGCCCAGACCAUGGGGAUGAUGACAGAGUAUUACCACUAUAUCUUCACCACUCUGGACCUGAUGGCCAUCGACCUGGAGCCAUAUCGCUUCUGUGGUGUCAACAUGACCGGCUUCCGUAUCCUCAACGUGGAUAAUCCCCAGGUUGCGUCCAUCGUGGAGAAAUGGUCGAUGGAAAGGCAGAUUCCACCUAAACCUGACUCAGGCCUGCUGGAGGGCAUCAUGACGACAGAUGCGGCUCUGACCUAUGAUGCAGUCCACAUUGUAUCCGUCUCAUACCAGCACGCUCCGCAGAUGACGGUAAACUCGCUGCAGUGCCACCGCCACAAACCCUGGAGAUUUGGAGGGCGCUUCAUGAGUUUCAUCAAAGAGUCACACUGGGAUGGUUUGACGGGGAGACUGUCAUUCAACAAGACCAGUGGUCUGCGCACAGACUUCGACUUGGACAUCGUCAGUCUAAAGGAGGAGGGGCUUGAAAAGGUGGGGAAGUGGAGUGUGUCGGGUGGUCUCAACAUCACAGAACUGCCGAAGCGAAAAGGGAUGAACAUCACCGAUUCCCUAGCUAACCGCUCCCUCGUCAUCACCACCAUCCUGGAGGAGCCAUACGUCAUGCUUAAGAAGUCUGACAAGGCGCUGGUUGGGAACGACCGCUUCGAAGGAUUCUGCAUCGACUUGCUCAAGGAGCUCGCCAAUGUCCUGGGCUUCACGUAUGAGAUCCGCCUGGUGCCUGAUGGGAGAUACGGCUCCCAGGAUGAGAAGGGCCAGUGGAACGGCAUGAUCAGGGAACUGAUAGAGCAUAGAGCCGACUUGGCAGUGGCUCCUCUCACCAUCACCUACAUACGUGAAAGGGUCAUCGACUUCUCCAAGCCCUUCAUGAAUAUGGGAAUCAGCAUCCUGUAUCGGAAACCCAACACCACCAAGAACGGCUUUUUCUCCUUCCUGAACCCCAUGACUCCCGACAUCUGGGUCUACAUCCUCUUGGCCUACCUAGGAGUUAGCUGUGUCCUUUUUGUCAUUGCCAGGUUUAGCCCGUACGAAUGGUACGAUGCCCAUCCUUGCAACCCCGGAUCAGAUGUGGUGGAGAACAACUUCACCCUCCUCAACAGCUUCUGGUUUGGAGUCGGUUCCUUAAUGCAACAAGGCUCAGAACUGAUGCCCAAAGCCCUGUCCACCAGGAUCAUCGGUGGGAUCUGGUGGUUCUUCACACUCAUCAUCAUAUCAUCCUACACGGCUAAUCUAGCAGCUUUCCUCACUGUGGAGAGAAUGGACUCGCCUGUGGACUCAGCCGAUGACAUCGCUAAGCAGACCAAGAUUGAGUACGGUGUGGUUAAAGACGGCGCAACCAUGACUUUCUUCAAGAAAUCUAAGGUUUCUACUUUUGAGAAGAUGUGGGCCUUUAUGAGCAGCAAGCCGAGCACAUCACUGGUGAAGUCUAUUGAGGAUGGGAUUCAGAGGGUGCUGAAGUCCGACUACGCCCUCCUUAUGGAGUCCACAACGAUCGAUUACAUUACUCGGAGGAACUGUAACCUGACACAGGUGGGCGGGGUCAUCGACAGUAAAGGCUAUGGCAUCGGCACUCCCAUGGGCUCCCCGUACAGAGACAAAAUCACCAUAGCAAUCCUAAGCAUCAUGGAGGAUGGGCGCCUACACAUGCUGAAGCAGAAGUGGUGGAGUGAGAGCAGCUGUUUGGAUGAAGAGCGUCACGAGACAGGACCCAUGGGUAUCCAGAACCUGGGUGGUAUAUUCAUCGUGCUGGCAUCUGGGCUGGUGCUGUCUGUUUUUGUGGCGAUUGCUGAAUUUGUCUACAAGCUAAGGAAGACUGCAGAACGUGAGCAGGUCUUUGUGCAGUGCCAUGGUGGACGAGAUCAGACUGUCGUUCACCUGCGAGAGGCGGGUGAAACACAAGCAUCAGCCUCCAGUCAUGGUGAAGACGGAUGCAGUGAUCAACAUGCACGCCUACAACGACCGACGACUCCCAGGAAAGGACAAUAUGAGCUGCAGCACUGGGAUGAAUCCCGUGUUCCCGUGACAAUGUGUUCCCCCCAGGGCAAGAACCUCCUGAGCAACGUUUCAGGGGCGAUGCCAGAGACUAGAGACAAUGGCAUAGACGUGAUCACCAGAUUCACCAUUAACCACAAUGACAUGGGGACACUAACAAAACAUGGGCAACUCAAAAUGGCAGCAUCAGCCACACAGGUAUGACAACAUCCACCACUGUAUUCCAAAACCACAAGAGGUAAAAGUAAUAUUUGGGGGAGGUUGUGGGAAAACAGUAAACCCAAAUAUUCAGUUUCAAGUCUGAUGUUUACGUGCGCAACACAAAAACACAAGAAAAUAUACAUCAUUCAAGGAACCAGUGAAAAGACUGAGAAUUGUUUUGGAAACUAUGGACUGAAGCAAGAAGAAAGGCUUUGUUAAGAAUGGCAAUAAAUGACAGACAUGGAGGACAAGAAAGAAUAGUUUUCCUUGGAGAUCAGUUUUGCCACACAAUUAAAUUCUUACCUUUUAUCCUGUUAAUUUACACAAACUCCCGAAUGGCCUUUGACAGCAGAAAAUAAUGUUACCUCAAACACGCUGUCGAGGCUCCAAUACCUUUGAGUCAUAAGCUGCAGGACAUGAGACAGGAUAGUUUGGUUCGCAGGUACACAUAUAAUAAUAACCUGUAACUGCAGUGUUGUUGUUGUUGGAAACCCACAGAGAGACACAAGUGUUCAGCAGUAAAUAUGUUUGUUGAAGUUGACAAACACUUAAUCAUUAAUGCAGAGAUUGAUUUGAGCGGAAGUACAUUUUAUGUCAAAAUGAAUUUUUACAUGAUUGAAUCAGUUAAAAAUAUCAAUUGCCAAAGACCUGACCAUUCACCACAACUAGUUACAGUACAAUAGGGGCCAGUUCCUGAUUACUUAGCUUUUUAGAGAGCACUAAUCUUGCGUUCAAUGCAAAGUAAAUUGGAAUGGUUUAAAUGGGACUAUUAAAGGAUGUUGCUCUAACAGUUUGUUCAACCAUUAAGGGGUAAUAUGAAUCCAAAGUAAAUUGCAAUUGUGGCACUGUGUUUGCUGGUUUUGCAAACCCUGGUCACCUCAAAGUAUUGUUAUCAACACUGUAAUGUAAAACAAUUUUGGCACAAGGAGCAUAAAAAGAACAAAAUAAGGAUUUUGAGAGAUAGAAUGUCUUUCUCAAACAUAUAAUACCAUUUCAAGUUUCACCCUUUGAUGAAAUAGUAGCAUGUCUGUACUUAUGAAUACACAACAACAUAUGUACAGACUGGGUUGGAAGGCAUUAAAUCAAGUAUUUAUGUUUAUAUCUUUAAGAAUUGUAAGUCACAGAGACAAAAGGUAAGAGACUGUGACCUCAAGACUAAAGUGCAUUUGUUUUAAAUGUACAUUUAAUGGUGACGUAUCCAUUGAACAACAUUAGAUGUUGUCCAUGUGGCUACAGGACCAUUGAAUGUAACAGUUCCUUCAUUUUCCAGGCGAGAUCUAGAGGCUUCGUGCCAGGGAAGGGAUUGUUUUGCAUUAUGAGCGUUAUGAAAACUGAUUUGGUUUUAAAUGUGAACGAACUUUGAAGGUUAUCUCAGACCUGAAAGUCACAAACUUUUUCUGUUUAUUGACAUGAUGUGGACAGAGUAAAUCUAUAUGUGUAGUGCGUGAACAUGCCGAAAGAUAGUGUGAUGAAUAGACAAAAGACAGAUGAUGAUUUUGUGUGGUCAAGUUGACUUUCAUGCCUAUUGAGUAAGUGUAUAUCUUCAGCAAAUGUCAUGUCGUAGGAAGAUUCGAGGAGUCUGUGAGCUGCUGUCACCUGGGAGCCGGACCAACAGCAAACCUCCGUGAGGUUUCACGUUGUCGAGACAAAAAGAAAAUCUUAUCUAUGAUUCAAGGAAACUCCAAUCUGUAAAAUUUAGCAUUGGUUUGGUAGAGAUUCACUGUAUAAUUGUCUAUUGAUUCCCUUCUGCAAAGUAGAGUAUGUAGAUAAGAUCAGCAGGAAAAAAUGUAUUUUGCUAAAUUUAUACUGUUAUAAAUGAAUUCUGUUCACAGUCAAAUAUGUUAUAGAUGCUAUUUAUUUCAUUAGAGAGGUCACUUUAACCUAUUUCCUCACUUUACCCCAGUUCCACAGCCCCAAACCUUGUUUAUUUAUUUAAUGGAAAUGCAUUAUAUUAUGGUAUAUUGGAUUACUAUCAUCCAGAUGGGAAACUGUAUGUAAAUCUUCUUUUAUGAUGGCUGAUAUAUUUCUCUAAAAAGGUGUACGUGAAAUGGAAAUGUUGCGCGCACCCAUGAAUUUAGGGGACACUCUCUUAGAAUAGGGAGAUUAGGGUUUAUCUUGUGUAACUGGACCUUUACUGCUCUUGAAAUCCCAAUUAGGAUCUUGUCUAAAGUAUGGCCGCAGCUGAUGCGUGGUUAUACUAUAUUACUGUUACCCUUAUGUGUACUGUAGCUUUCCAUGCAGGUGAUUCAACAAUUCAAGUUUGCUUGUAUUCCACUUCUGUAAUAUGUGAAAAUAAUUGAAAAUUUCAUCAUUAUCAAAAUUAGUUGGAAUUACAACAGGGUUUCUGAUUUGGCUGAUUCAGUCAGUUUGGUUACUGAAUAUAUACAUCCUUUUUUUUAAAUAAAUUAAUGUGAAUAAUAAUGUAAUUUUACACAACAAUUGUAUGAAACGUGAGAGAAAAGUAAUGUAAGCUACAUAACCUGUGUUCCAUUAGCAGUGUGUGAUUAUGAGUUUUGAUUUUCCAGCAGUCACAACGGUAUGCCUUUUUAUGCGUACCUUUUCUUUUGAGUUGCACAGCUUCUAUCAUUUGGCAGAAAACCUCUCAAACAAUACGAUAAAUAUGUUGGUGCCAACCAGGGUUUUCUUUGUUGACAUGCAGAAUUUCUAUGAAUAUAGUUUUUGUAAGGUUUUGUAAAAAAAAAAAAAAAAGUGGGGGGGAAACGAUUUUGUUUUCCUAGUAACUGUAUGUGUUAAGA
Messenger RNA from Cottoperca gobio, 6622 nucleotides. RefSeq names its product glutamate ionotropic receptor kainate type subunit 3 (gene grik3). Bases 942 to 3869 code for a protein of 975 amino acids. Gene Ontology annotation, cellular component: membrane. Gene Ontology annotation, biological process: monoatomic ion transport. The record is from RefSeq and is a predicted model, not a curated record. Gene Ontology annotation, molecular function: signaling receptor activity; ligand-gated monoatomic ion channel activity. Lineage: Eukaryota; Metazoa; Chordata; Actinopteri; Perciformes; Bovichtidae. The transcript is spliced from 16 exons.